GAGCUGAGGGCAGGCUGGCUCACAAGCUGUUUCGUGACCUCUUUGCCAACUAUACAAGUGCCCUGCGACCUGUGGCAGACACAGACCAGACUCUGAAUGUGACCAUGGAGGUGACACUGUCCCAGAUCAUUGACAUGGUGCGUUGUGGUAGUGUGCCUAUAACACUGUCAAGGAAUAAGGGGAUGAGCGGAAUCAGGUGCUGACCCUGUACCUGUGGAUCCGACAGGAGUGGACAGACGCCUACCUGCGAUGGAACCCAGAUGCUUAUGGUGGCCUGGAUGCCAUCCGCAUCCCCAGCAGCCUUGUGUGGCGGCCAGACAUCGUCCUAUAUAACAAGGCGGACGCGCAACCGCAAGCGUCGGCCAGCACCAACGUGGUUCUGAAGCACGACGGAGCGGUGCUCUGGGACGCGCCAGCCAUCACGCGCAGCUCCUGCCGGGUGGACGUGUCGGCCUUCCCGUUCGACGCGCAGCGCUGCGGCCUGACGUUCGGCUCGUGGACUCACGGCGGGCACCAGCUGGACGUGCGACCGCGCGGCGCCACCGCGAGCCUGGCCGACUUCGUGGACAACGUGGAGUGGCGCGUGCUGGGCAUGCCUGCGCGGCGGCGCGUGCUCACCUACGGCUGCUGCUCUGAGCCCUACCCGGACGUGACCUUCACGCUCCUGCUGCGCCGUCGCGCUGCCGCCUACGUGUGCAACCUGCUGCUGCCCUGCGUGCUCAUCUCGCUGCUCGCGCCGCUUGCCUUUCACCUGCCCGCCGACUCGGGAGAGAAGGUGUCGCUCGGCGUCACCGUGCUGCUGGCGCUCACCGUCUUCCAGCUGCUGCUGGCAGAGAGCAUGCCCCCGGCCGAGAGUGUACCGCUAAUCGGGAAGUACUAUAUGGCCACUAUGACCAUGGUCACAUUCUCCACGGCGCUCACCAUCCUCAUCAUGAAUCUGCAUUACUGUGGCCCCAGUGCCCGCCCAGUGCCAGCUUGGGCUCGGACCCUCCUGCUGGGACGCCUGGCACGGGGCCUGUGUGUGCGGGAACGGGGGGAGCCCUGUGGGCAAUUCAGGCCACCUGAGUCACCCCCCAGUCCCCAGCCUCCUGAGGAAGGGGCCGGCCCUCUAGCAGGCCCUUGCCAUGAGCUGCGGUGUCUGUGCCACCAGGAAGCCCUACUGCACCAUGUAGCCACCAUUGCCAACACCUUCCGCAGCCACCAGGCUGCCCAGCGCCGCCAUGAGGACUGGAAACGCCUGGCCCGUGUGAUGGACCGCUUCUUCCUGGGCAUCUUCUUCUCCAUGGCCUUGGUCAUGAGCCUCCUGGUACUGGUGCAAGCCCUGUGAGGAUCUGCGGCUGGGACCCAGGGAUUUCCUGCAGCCAUAGCACCUCCAUACAGGGA
Messenger RNA from Trichechus manatus latirostris (Florida manatee), 1383 nucleotides. RefSeq names its product cholinergic receptor nicotinic alpha 10 subunit (gene CHRNA10). Lineage: Eukaryota; Metazoa; Chordata; Mammalia; Sirenia; Trichechidae. The record is from RefSeq and is a predicted model, not a curated record. Gene Ontology annotation, cellular component: synapse; neuron projection; plasma membrane. Gene Ontology annotation, biological process: monoatomic ion transmembrane transport; nervous system process; signal transduction. The coding region runs from base 593 to 1327 and encodes 244 amino acids. The transcript is spliced from 4 exons. Gene Ontology annotation, molecular function: acetylcholine-gated monoatomic cation-selective channel activity; transmembrane signaling receptor activity.